AUGCUUGGCGGCUUUCUCUUCUUCUGGGGUAUGUUUCUGCCACUCAAUUACAUCAUCAUCCAGGCGCAGGCCAGCGGCAUCACCCCUAAACUCAUUCCGUACCUGUUGCCCAUCAUCAACGCUGUCAGCCUUAUCGGCCGCCUGACAGCAGGAGCACUCACAGAUAUCAUCGGCCAGUAUAACUGCAUGUUGAUGAUCACUGCCCUCACCGGGAUCUUGACACUCGUGCUGUGGAUCCCAGGUAGCAACAGCACAGGCGCCAUCAUGGCGUACGCUGUUGCUUUUGGCUGCGGCUCGGGAGGAUACGUUUCCAUCUUUCCUGGCUGCGUCUCGCAGAUCAGCCCCAUUGCAGAGAUUGGAACCCGAAUUACACUGGCUGCGCUUGUCAAUGCCUUUGGAGCUUUGACUGGUAGUCCACUUGGCGGUGCAUUGAUCUCUAACAAGAACGGGAGUGGCAACUCCUUCAUGGAUUUGCAGCUGUUCUGUGGUUGUACAAUGAUUGCUUCCGUCUUUGCGUACGGAGCUGCGCGGUAUGCUCAAGUUGGCUUCAAAUGGACCAAGGUGUAG
Molecule: messenger RNA, 567 nt
Organism: Fusarium sp. VM40
Lineage: Eukaryota; Fungi; Ascomycota; Sordariomycetes; Hypocreales; Nectriaceae
Source: the annotation of a GenBank genome assembly